AUGACGCAACUAGAUACAUCCAACCCUCCAUCCGACAUCCUCAACGAUCAUACAUCUAGCAAAUCUAAUACAGUCAACAUCUGCCCCUCGAAGAUCGGAAAUCAGAUAUGGUAUUAUCCCAGAUUCAACCGAGUUCUAAAGAAAGGUCCGGAAGUGAAGGUCUCGGAAGCUGAUGCCAUGCGCCUCCUGUCCUCAAAAACACGGGUGCCGGUACCCCAGGUCUAUGCUUCAUUUGAAAAGGAUGGAAGGGGAUAUAUCAUUAUGGCUAUGGCUGAGGGACAACCGCUGUGGAAGAUGUGGGACAGCAUAGACGAAGGGAAAAAGCAAUACCUUAUUGAUCAGCUCUCUACAUAUGUCCAAGAUUGGAGACGUUUGUCUGCCGACUAUUACGGAUCCGUAGGCUCUGGGCCAUGCGGAGAUGUAUUUUUUCAACACCUUCCAGCCAUUGGUAAAUCAGAACGAACUUUCGGCCCUUAUGCAUCCCGGAGCGAGUACAAUGAGGGUCUGAUAGAGGCACUGAGAAAUGCUAGGCCAGAUGGGAUCUGGGGUGAAGAGGAGCAGUCCCUUGCCGACCGCAUUAGAUCUCUUGUUGGUGAGCAAAAAACCUUUUCGCAUGGCGAUUUAUAUCCAGACCAUAUUUUCGUCGACAACAAUUUUACCAUUACUGCUAUCAUAGAUUGGGGGGCAUCGGGUUUCAGUAUUCCAGAAAGGGAGGCAUUCGAAGCAACGUCCCGUGAUAAUCAUCCGAUAUGGAUUGAGAUCGCAGAAGCAGCGCUGCCUCAUAUGAAGCGUGAAGACUAUAUAUUCUAUGAUGAGUUCAACGAAGCAUUGAGACUAUAUAGUGGAAUCUAG
This is a messenger RNA of Xylona heveae TC161, 852 nucleotides long. Its product is annotated as kinase-like protein. The coding region runs from base 1 to 852 and encodes 283 amino acids. The transcript has 2 exons. NCBI's taxonomy places the organism in Eukaryota, Fungi, Ascomycota, Xylonomycetes, Xylonales, Xylonaceae. The record is from RefSeq and is a predicted model, not a curated record.